AUGACUGGAAUUUAUGAGCAUACUAAAGUGGCAAAAAGGUCAAACGUGGGAUUUGGUGUGAAGAUUAUGUGCUCAGAAUGGGGAUCCUUGGUUACUGAACGUGCCAUUGGCCUUCUGAGAAGCUUCAAUUCUAUAAAGGGACAGACACCUAUACAAUUGAAGAAAUAUCUCAGAUGGUGUCCACCUCCAAAUGAGUACUUGAAACUCAAUAUUGAUGGGGCCAUGUUUUGUGACCUUAAGAAGGUUGGAAUUGGGAUGAUUUUAAGCAAUGAAAAUGGUGAAGUGCUUAUGGCAGCAAGUAAGGUUGAAAAUGAAGGGGACAACCCUGAAAUUAUUGAACUCCUGGCUGUGUUUCAAGGGAUGCAGAUGCGUGUUGGUAGGUUUGUCAUGAAUCUCAUUGUGGAAUCCUACUAUUUACUGCUUGUUGAUUCUUUGAACAAGAAUGAUAUGCUUGAUUUUGAACUUGGAGCUCUUUAUGGUGAAGUUAUGAGACGAAAAACUUGUUUUGCUUCUUGUUCUUUUACACAUGUAUUUAGGGAGGGUAAUUUGGUAGCACAUAGUCUUGCACGAUAUACUUGGAAUGUUGAGAAUAUUGAGAUAUGGGAAGAUUGUAUUCCAAACUUUCUUUCUCAAGCCCUUUGGCCUGAUAAAUGUCUGUAA
Molecule: messenger RNA, 660 nt
Organism: Carya illinoinensis
Lineage: Eukaryota; Viridiplantae; Streptophyta; Magnoliopsida; Fagales; Juglandaceae
Exons: 2
Coding region: 1-660 (219 amino acids)
Molecular function (GO): RNA-DNA hybrid ribonuclease activity; nucleic acid binding
Source: RefSeq, a predicted model, not a curated record